UUGACUGUUAAGAAAACAAUAGCGCUGCCCUGUGUUGGAGAAUACGCUGUUCUCUCCACUUCAAGUCCAGACACUUGGCAUCUAUAGACAAGUUAGCGACGUAGCCGCUUAAUUUUCCGGACAAAAUGUCAACCACGACCGGCGGUGGGGAGUUCGGGAACCCUCUACGGAAGUUUAAGCUCGUCUUUCUGGGUGAACAAAGUGUUGGGAAGACCUCGCUCAUCACCAGGUUUAUGUAUGACAGUUUUGACAACACUUAUCAGGCAACAAUUGGGAUUGACUUUUUGUCAAAAACCAUGUAUCUAGAGGAUCGCACGGUCCGACUCCAGCUCUGGGACACUGCUGGACAGGAGCGUUUUCGUAGCCUAAUUCCCAGCUACAUCCGUGACUCUACCAUUGCUGUGGUUGUUUAUGACAUCACCAAUCUAAAUUCAUUCCAGCAAACCUCAAAGUGGAUCGAUGAUGUCAGAACAGAGCGAGGAAGUGAUGUCAUUAUUAUGCUUGUUGGAAACAAAACAGACUUGGCGGAUAAAAGACAGAUCACCACGGAGGGGGGCGAGCAGAGAGCUAAGGAACUGAAUGUCAUGUUCAUUGAAACCAGCGCAAAGACUGGCUACAAUGUCAAACAGUUGUUCCGUCGUGUUGCAGCUGCAUUGCCAGGGAUGGACAGCACACAAGAGAAGAGCAAAGAAGACAUGAUCGACAUAAAACUGGAGAAGCAGCCAGAGAUGACUGUCACCGAGAGCAGCUGCUCCUGCUAGUACACCUCACACUCACCGUCACUCCGCCUGCCUCCUCCUGACCAACAGCUUGUCUCUCAGUGGCCACUCUCCCCACCCGUGGUGCAUUGCCAUUGGGAUGGAGGACCUCUUUUUUUUCUUCUUCUUCUUCUUUUUCUUUUUUUUUCCCUUUUCAACUCAGUGACUUUUCACCGUAUCCAAAUGGAUGUGCAUUACUGUAUCGAAGCAGAUUAUAUGGGGAAAUGGGUCCAUAAAGUAAACAUUUAAAAUAUAAAGGAAUAAGUUAAAUAAUAUGUUGAGAUUUCUAUCCAGUUGCAUGGCAUUAUAUUAGCAUCAUCAAUCCACAUAGCUAAAACGCUAAUGAGUUCUUGCACAGCUCAGAAUCUCAGUGCCGUUACUGGUCGUUGUUGUAAGGUAAAACCUUUUGGGGAUAUUUAAAUGACUCUGCCAGGUUGAGUUUUCAGCGUAAUUUAUUUAACUUUGUUUUUCAUUGUUUUGGAAAGGCUUUUUGUUUGAACAUUGAUUAUUUUUGGACUUUGUCUUGUUUUAUUGAUGAAGACACAAAAUCCUACCAGUCAAGUAAAUGUUAUUGCCCAACAGCAUAGCAGCAUAGGCUCAAAUUCACCCUUUUUAAAAAUCCUCCACGUCUAGCACUGGUAAAGUGGUAAUUAAACAGCAUGUAAGUCAAAUAUAUUUGAAUAAUUUGAAACGUUGCUGCAAAGUUUAAGCGAAAUAUCUUGUUUACUUAAAAGGGAAAAAAAAUCCUAGGAUAAUGAGAAUGGUAACUAACUUCAAAAUGUCUGUAUUUAAAGCUAUAGUUACUGACCUUUUCUGACCUUAAUCUAGCUACAUACAUACUAACCUGUUUGAGGAGGAGGCGAUUUUUAGUCAGUAGGUGGCCAAGAGGCUGUAAAACUAACGAGGUUCAUAAUUUUUCCCUGUGUUGAAGGGACUUUUGAACAUUACAUUUCUAAUCAUCUCAUUGAUGACUUGUGUUGUGCAGCAUGCUCGCUCACCAUGCAGGAUUUCCAUGGAUAAUGACACAGAUGCCUUGCUUGUUUGUUCACCGACGUCGUGCACUGAACCAAGCCACAUUAUUGUAAAGAAAUGUUAGAAGCCUGCUGACUGGUUCGUGGCUUCACUCAUUGUUUUUGUAGAGCUGGUAGACAAAAAGAGUCUGUCCCUCAGAUACGACCAACGCUUACUAACACCCUCGCUGUAAAAAAUGUGCCGAGAAGUGAGUUGCAGUUUUUUUUGUUUUGUUUUUUCCCUGUAUUGCCGUUGCCUGUGUAGGACUGUUGGUUCUAUGUGUUUAUUUAUUUUGUAACCUGGAUACACAAAUUACAUUGUAGGCUUAACCAAAAGUACAAAUGCCGGCAUGCAUGAUAAUUUCUUGUUUAUUUUUAAAUAUGUCUGUUGGGACCCCACUGAAAAGUGAUCAUUUUCUUUGUCUCUGUAAAAAAAAAAUAUUCUUGCAGCAUGUUUAGUCAGUAGUUUGGUUUUACCAUCUUCACACACACACACACAGUGUAACACCAACUAACUAGCUAUAGCACAACAAAAGACACUGGUCAUUUGCUGUAGCUUGUGUCAACAAAAAAAAGUACAUUUUAGAGCAGAUUUUAAUGAUUUAAAUAUUUAAUUCCAUCAAAACCAUUUUAACAUAAACAGCUCUCCUACUGUCACUGACUAAAUACUCAAGCUUUGUGCUUUUCUGAAUAGUGUCUGUCCAUUUGAAAUAUGCUGUCUACUCGUGUUUAGCAAUGUUGGUGUGAAUAAUGUACUAUUACUAUCUGAUGUAUAAAAAGGAGAGUUAAUGAAACACAAGUGUAGGCCUAUCACGUGGAAGAAAAUAAAAAAUAUUUCACCAACAU
This is a messenger RNA of Cynoglossus semilaevis (tongue sole), 2614 nucleotides long. It is a transcript of the gene rab41, whose product is annotated as RAB41, member RAS oncogene family. Lineage: Eukaryota; Metazoa; Chordata; Actinopteri; Pleuronectiformes; Cynoglossidae. Gene Ontology annotation, molecular function: GTP binding; GTPase activity. The record is from RefSeq and is a predicted model, not a curated record. Bases 126 to 761 code for a protein of 211 amino acids. The transcript has 8 exons.